AUGGGCUCAUGCGCAACCGCCACUUGGGUUCUGGCGUUUCUAGUCGUUGUUGUUGCGGCUCUCACUCCCUGGGUGGCCCGCGUCGAACUUCAUCCCGGCGAGGCGGGUGACUGCACCCUGCGGCCUUUGUGCAGCUCACACCCAACCCUAGUGAAGAGGCUGAUGUGCUUCUUGUUCCAGUACCCCGUGGACGUUGACCGAAGCGAUUACAAGCAGCAGGUGCUGGUUCGGCUGAGGAGACUCACACAACGGAACUUAAAGGGACAGACACAUGUGGUCGAAGGCGUCAUCCGCGGCAUUGCCGCCAAGCUUGAGAAUCCCGACAAACCGCUGGUUCUUCACUUCGCGGGGGACAAUGGAGUAGGCAAGACAACACUGGCGCAGCUCAUUUCUUUGGCCCUGGGCCUCAGGUGCCACGAUGCCGCGUGCACGACAGGUGACUCUGCCCUGGUGCUCUCGGGUGUUAGCUAUGACGGCUACAGUGUGCAGGAGUUCCGUCGGGUCGUGGUCCAGAGGAUAGUGCAGCACGUUCUGAGGUUUCCAAAAAAUGGUGUCGUCAUCGUCAACGACCUUGGGGCCCUGCAUCCGGACCUUGUGCGUGUCCUCCUCCCAUUGCUGGGCAGGGCGCCCUCGUUUCCUGAGGCUUCCAACGUGCCUCUCGGCCGUUUAGUUGUUAUUGUGACCACAGAUUUUGGACGGCAGGGCAGAACACGAGGCAAGAGCCUCAUGGAAAUGCGUCGUAUCGUUGAGGAUGAUUUUAAGAGCCUCUACAGCCAAUUGUCGUCGUCGAUGAUUGAAACAUUCCCAUUUCUUCCGGCGGCACUGGAUACAGCAAAGGAGAUUGUUCGUUUGACUAUCCAGGACUAUAAAUGCCGGCACGGCGAGACGAUCCGGGAGUUGCGCGUGAGCGAGGAUGCGGUUUUGUGGUUUGUUGAACUUGUGCAUGAUGAUCUCCCGAUGGAGAACGGUCGCUGUGUUGCGCAUGCUGUCUCGGCGUUGGUGGGUCCGGGAAUUUUGCGUCAUUUGCUGGACAGCCCCUUGGCCCCGGUGUCCUUGCACGUUGACAUAGACGACAACGGCUCCGUCACCGUCCUUCCAUUGCCGGCGGGUUAG
Trypanosoma rangeli is the source of this 1113-nucleotide messenger RNA. RefSeq lists its product as uncharacterized. Lineage: Eukaryota; Euglenozoa; Kinetoplastea; Trypanosomatida; Trypanosomatidae. Gene Ontology annotation, molecular function: ATP hydrolysis activity; ATP binding. Bases 1 to 1113 code for a protein of 370 amino acids. The transcript has a single exon. The record is from RefSeq and is a predicted model, not a curated record.